Volvox carteri f. nagariensis is the source of this 1275-nucleotide messenger RNA. RefSeq lists its product as uncharacterized. Lineage: Eukaryota; Viridiplantae; Chlorophyta; Chlorophyceae; Chlamydomonadales; Volvocaceae. The transcript is spliced from 8 exons. The coding region runs from base 1 to 1275 and encodes 424 amino acids. The record is from RefSeq and is a predicted model, not a curated record.
AUGAGGCUCCUAAAUCGCGGAUUUGGUCGCGAUUAUCAUGUUAUUGAGCUAAGGAAGUACCGGCAGGAUUUCAUGCUGCGGCAGGACACAAGCAGCACCCAUGACCCUAGACUUCCCCUAAUAACCGGAAGCAAAUCCGUUUUCGGUGAUGACGGCGACGGCGGACAUGACGAGGAGCUCGUUCGGCGCCGCGCCAUCGGCGCCGUGCUGGGAGCUCUGGUCGCUGACGCGGCGACUAUGGGCCUUCACUGGAUUUACGACUUGGAGAAAAUCCGUGAGCUGGUUUCGGAGCAAGGCCGGUCGGAGGAGCCUGCGUUCUUCCAACCGCCCUCCUGUCCGUAUUAUCAGUACGAAAGCGGCUCGUUGUCGCCGUACGGCGACGAGCUGCUGCCGGUGUUGCAGUACAUGACCAUCGGGCCCGGCAGUCAUCGAGAUGGAACUUUAGAUGGCCCGGGAUUCGCUCAGUACCUUGCCGAGUACUAUGCCAAUUACACGGGUCGUCUGAAUAAGAGCAGUCGGGCCAUGAUGGAGGCCCUGCUGCAGGGUGGUCACGGCUGGCCCGAGUGUGGUGACCCACGGGACACCCAGGCUAACAACUUCGUCAAGGUGGUCCCCCUGGUAGCCCGGUACGCGGGUCAGCCCGGGCGGCUGGUCGGGGCGGUGGACGCGGCGGUGCGCGCGCAGCAGAACAACGACGAGGCGGUGAUGUACGCCCUGGUGGCGGCGCUGGUUCUGGAGCGUGUCGUACUGGGCUCCAGCAUCUCCGACGCGACGCAGUGGGCGGCUGAUGGCGCCCCCGGUAGCGGGGUGGCCCUCUCCCGUUCAGCUCUGGAAGCUCUGAGAGCAGUCGUACGACACCACCACAGCGGUACGGCACUUCGAGACCUGCUGUACGCUCCUGGCUCCAGCAGCCAGGCAGGCAGCUGGGGUCCCUCGUGUGCUAACCCGGGGGCGCUGCAGGGCGCCCUGCUGGGAGCGCUGCAGGCCUCCCCCCUGGUCCGGUCUCGGAGCAGCGACUCCCUAAUGAGUGGUGGAGGUGGAGGUGGUGAUGACACGGCCUUCGCCCGGGGUGUGCGAGCCAACCUGCUACUGGGGGGGGACAACUGCAGCCGGGGCAUACUUCUGGGCGCGCUGCUCGGGGCGGAGGCCGGUCUCGGAGCCAUCCCGUUCUCCUGGCGGGCUCAGACCCGAGUGUACGACACCAGUGAAGUGUUGGUGGAGCACCUGAUGGAGCUUAGGGGGGCGGGAGGCCCGGGGGGCCCUCGGCAGAGUUGA